This is a messenger RNA of Felis catus (domestic cat), 5780 nucleotides long. It is a transcript of the gene PRR18, whose product is annotated as proline rich 18. Lineage: Eukaryota; Metazoa; Chordata; Mammalia; Carnivora; Felidae. The record is from RefSeq and is a predicted model, not a curated record. The coding region runs from base 2215 to 2922 and encodes 235 amino acids. The transcript has 2 exons.
CCUGUUUCCGAUUCUGUGUCUCCCUCUCUCUCUCUGCCCCUCCCCCGUUCAUGCUCUGUCUCUCUCUGUCCCAAAAAUAAAUAAAAAACGUUGAAAAAAAAAAUUAAAACAAAAAGGAGCAUCGACGUAAUUGGAAAGUGAGACAGCACAGGCAAAAAAUACGGACAGUUCUGAGUACGUAUAUGGGCUUUUGCGUAACUGACCUUGCAAAUCGACCAGCUUAUAGUUGAGGUAACUUUUGUGACCUCCAGAUGAAACAUACUCGUGGGUUUUAGAGUCCGGAGACCCCAGGAAUACAGUGUGAAACUGACAACCCGAUCCCAGGAUUCUGGUCCUCCUGUUUUCCUGUUUCACGCGUAGCUACAGCCCCACUGUUGGGUUCUGGGCCCAGCACGCAAAAUCCCACGCAGAUGACCAAGUUACAGCUGGCUGUUACUUCUUGACUCUAGUUGCUUUUCUGUCGCGUCCCCGAUUCUGGAGGGAAGUUUGGCUGGCUGUCCUAGUGUGGUUUUCCUUCCUGGUAACUGUCACCGGCGGCUCGAUUCAACCACACAGACUGUAACGGAUUCUGUAACAGCCGGCGGGCCGCGACAGUGCAGGUGACGCGCGCUGCUCUCCCACGGUCCCCGCCAGGCCAGGCCACUCUUUCCAGCCUCCAGUUUCCCAGGGGCCGAAGGGUUCGAGUAGAAGAGGUGGCUGGCAGGGAGCAGGGAUGCUGUCAUCUGGAUGCUUGAGCGGAGUCUGAAGAGCAGAGUCCUGUGGGGGACACUCACUCCUCUGCCGCUCCGGGGCCAGCAGCCCACCACCAAGUACCGGAAGUCAUCGCCCCCGGCAGGGGUGCUUACCGGGCCUUUGAGGAAAGACGGGAGAGGAGCGCUCUUCUGACCUGGGCAGGUGACGCGAUGGCAGGCGCCCGGCACUCACUUUCUCCUCAGAGGUCAGGCAGAGACUUCCAGCUUCCCAAGUCCGCAUGCUUCUGGGCUGGGACAGGAUGUGGGGGUUCUGGAGAAUCCCAGGGACAGUCUCAUCCGAUGUGUGCAGCGGUCUGAUGAAUCUCACUGUCUCUUCUUGGAGGAAAAUGCCCAAUCUCUGCUACUAUGGAUGUGGGCGUGGCUAAUAGCCCCUCACCCUUGCCCAGGACUUUCCUUCCCUUCCUCAAGGUGCUGGCUCAGAUGUGGUGUGUCUGGAAUUCUGUUGCUGGGAUUGUCUCCUCUCCUCCAUCCCACUCAGCCCCCAGUUCCUAGCAGAAGGGAAAUGGUGACAGAAGCCACACAGGCAGGCGAUUAUGGGAUCGCCAGCUCCGCCUGCUCACCUGCGACUGUCCUGCGGGACUUAGGAAUUAGGACCCCGUCACGGAUGCCACUGCAGCCACUGGGCAUCUGGGACCCAUACUCCAGUCUCGGGAGGAUCCAGUUUGCUGCUUUUCCUGUGUGUCACCUUCCCCUCCGAGUCCUCCUGUGCCUCCGUCCUCUCCUGUUUUCACUGUGUCUGCCUGCCCUCCAACCCGGGCUCUCCCGGCGGGACGCUGUCCACCCGCUGCACCACUAACCUACCCGGUCCCGCAUCCACCUAGAAAUACAGAAACUUGGAAUAAAACACCCAGGCGCGUUCAGCACCUGCGGCAGAGAUUUAUGACCUAACCUGCCUCAAACAUCCCGACCCCUGAGCAGCGGGCAGCGGGAGGCUAACCUUGAGGCCCUGGCAGGACGGGGAGAACGUUUGAGAGAACGAAGCCUGUCUUGAAGCCGCGUUUGCACAUUUUGUGGAGAACACGUAUGUAGAUGUGGUUUUCGGUUGCAGGUGGAGAUUAUGGGACCUCAGCCCCCUUCUCCACCCCCAGCUGUGGGGAGACUGGCUCUGGCCACCGACCGAGUUCCGCUCUUGCCUGGUGCCCUGACACGGGGGCAGGAGGGACAGGGACGCGGCCAGUGCCCUCACGGCCGGGAGGUGCUGCUGGGGUGGGGGUGGGGGGGCGGCCACUGGCACAGCGCACUUGGAGUUCACCCACACUUGAAUGCUUUCGGCUGACCUGGGCCAUAGCCGCACAACCUGGUCCCGUCCCCGGUUAGGCCUGAAAGCACCUCCCGUGGAAGAGUGUUUCCUGGGGGAUAAUUCUCCUUGAGUGGUGCCUUGACUUGUGAUGCGUCGCCGUGUGACGUCGUCACUCAUCUGAACGUCGGAGGGACGUCUCCAGGUCUCCUCCUCGAAUAUGGGAUGACAGUCACGAUGUGUCACUCGCUUGAACCACCGUUACAGCAGGCGCCGAUGACCCGCCGGCUCGGUGGCACCAUGCCCUUCCCGCCCACGCCGACCCCGGGGGCCCCCGCCGCGCGCCCCCCGCCCCGCAGGCCCGGCGCCCCGCGCAGGGCAGCGCCCGCCCGCGCCCCGCCCGCGCCCGCGCCGCCCGCCGCCGCGGACAGGAGGAGGCCCCCCGAGGGCGCGCUGUCCGGCUCCUGGCCCCCCGCCGCCCUGAAGCGGUCGCCGGCCCGGCGCGGCCCGGGCCCCGGCCCCCCGCGCGCCCCCGCCCGGCCCGCCCGCUCCGGCCACAGCCCCGCGGGGGACGCGGCCCCGGGGACAGGACCCGCCGCCGCCGCCGCCGCCGCGCCCUUCUCGCCCGGCCUGCCCCCCGAGGCCGUCCUGCUGCUCCAGGGGCGCCACCUGCAGAGGCGGCUGCCCGCGCGGCCCUGCCGCCCGCCGCCCUCGCCCUCUCCCGCGGGUCCCGGCCGCCGCCCGGCGCCGCGCGUGUCGCUGCUCAACGAGCGGCACCGGUACGACGACGUGGAGUACGAGGAGGAGGCCCGGGCGGUGGACGAGGGCCUGGUCCGCAGGUGCACCGAGUGGCUGCGCGGCGUGGAGUCGGCGGCCGCCGCGCGCGACCUCGCGGGGCCCCUGGACACGCUGCCGCACCUGAGCACGCUGUGAGCCGGAGGGGGGGUGGGGGGUGGGGGCUUCCCGCGGACCCGAAGGGUGGCCCCCCCCCCCGCACCUGCGCCUGCCUCCUGGAUGCCCGUGAGCCUGGGGGUCCCCCACCCCCGCACCUGUGCCCACCCCCUGGAUGCCCGUGAGCAGGGGAAGGGAACUCCCCACCUCCUGGAAGCGUGGCCGCACCCUGUGAGCCUGCCCUCCCCCCACCCCCAACGCCCACGGCCACCCUCCGGCACCUCUGAACCCGCGGCACGCGGUGGGCAGGACCGGAUGCCCCUGGCUGACCGCGCGAAUGGCCUUUCCUCCGGGGCACCCUGGUGGCACACGCACAGCCUCGUCUGCCUUGCCUGGGCCCCUGUGAGCCCGGGGUGGAGGGGGGGCUAGCCUAGGACACGGCCUCCCUGACCCCCGGGCCCACGUCCUGGCCAGGGUCUGCCCGGUACCCCCAGCUGGGGCAGCCACCCUUUCCCUCUCCCACCCUGGUCGGCCCCACCCCCCAGGUGUUGCCUUCCGGAGCCUUCUGGCCUCCUCUUGGCCCCCCAGAUGCCUUUAGGGCUCAGGGUGAAAAUGCCUCCCGUUCCUCACCCCUAAGGUUCCCGUGGGUCCCAAAGACCCUCUGGCUGGGCCGGUGGUUUGUCUGUGUCACUCCCUGUGGACGACAGCCUGGGGGAGGGCACCCGUGAGGGUGGCUGGCUGUUUGCAGAGCUGGCCUUGGUGCCGCAUUUAUGAUUCCGUUUCUCCGAAACAGAGAACGCAUCUAGGGUUUGGGAAGCUGGGAAACUCAAGUUAACCUAAUUUUUAAGCUCGGAGGGGAGAAGGGUGGGAACACCAGCAGCUACUCCACCCGCUGAGCGAGGCCGAGGUUCGAAACUGCUCGUCCACACUGCAGGCCUCUGCCAGGGCCCUGUUGUGCCGCCCCGUGUCCUCUGCCAGCCGGGCCUGCCUGCCCACAUUGCCCCCACGCACAGUCACACGCAUGCUCACACACCCACGCCCACAGAGCUCUCUCACGAACACUUAGCUCCCGGGGGGCUGGGGGCCUCAGCCGGUCUGGCGUCCGACUUCCGCUCAGCUCACGAUCUCCCCUCUCGUGGGUUCCGGGCCCCGCGUCGGGCUCUGUGCCGACAGCUCCGAGCCUGGAACCUGCAUCGGAUUCUGUGUCUCCCUCUCUCUGCCCCUCCCCCUCUCUCAUAUAUAAAUAAACGUUAAACAUUUUUUAAAACCACGUUCCUGCUCACGUACCCACAUGCACACAGAGUCACGGCCACACACGCACACGCACAGACCCCAUCACGCACACAAGUGUGUCCCUGGAGCACAGCGUUGGGGAUGGACUUGAAAGGCCGGGACAAGAUGUGAGCGGGGGUGAAGGUCAGCUUCUGCUGAAGGUCGCUGUUUUUCCUGGAAGCACUACCUGCGAUGUGACUUCUGUGCUGCGGAAAGGCCGACCGCGGGGGGGGAGGGGAGAAGGCAAAAAGCCGUGUGCGGACAGACGGACGCAGAACAACAUGUUCCGGGCCAGGCGGGCAAUUCAUUUGAGGGAGGAAGUGGGGGGUCCCUGGGGGCAGAUGUUACGUUUCCAGCGGCUUUAAUCACCGGGUAAAAAUCGGUGACAUAGUGGCUUUAUACGAUUGUGUAUACUCAUUUUUUUAAAAGAGAAAAUCUCUGCCUAUUAUUUGAAUAAAGGGUUAAAACUCCUCGGCCUUUUGGGAGCCACCCAUACCCUUUCUUGCUAACUCCAGGCUGAUUUCUACACUCCCUCCAUGCAUCUGAUUAUACUUAACUCUAAGGUUGAGAAAGAGGGGGGAAAAAGUCGUAAUCAGAGAAGGCUGGUCAUAGAAGAGUAAUGUAUUACCUCACCUUUUGACUUGUGUGAAAGUCAGUAAGUAGUUGAAUGUUUAUCUCGUUGGGCUUUAAUGUGGGAAGUCUUAUUAUAUUUUACACUGAAGCCUUACAUUUUUAAAAGCCAGUGUUAUAUUGUGCUUGUGAUCUCUGCCCCACUCUCUCUGUCUCGCUCUCUCUCACUAGACACAAACCUAGUCAAACAGGAAGCGUUUAAUCCGGCAGGAGCGAGGUCAGCCAGCAGAGGAGUUUGCAAAGCCAAAGCCCCUCCCCACCGACUGGCUUGUCUUUUCCGACUCCUGCCUGGAUGCAUAGAGCUCAGUUGUCUUUCAUGGAAAAUGAACGCGUCAGCACCAGAGAGGCCCAGGUGGCAAUCCGGCUGAGGCGACACGGAGACGUGGCCGUGGACUCUCAGUCCGGGACGGAGCGCUGGUUCUGGACGUUAACCAGCCCCGGGAGUGAGCGUGAGUGGUGGUCCCGUGGGCAGGGUGCUAACUGCUCUCGAGUGUCCUCUGAGCAGAUACCAGGACUCGAGAGACCCAGGUUUCUGUUGAGUUCAGUAACGUUUUGAAGACUUUCGUAAAGUAGGUGACUUUUCGAAGCACCUUUCCGUGGCUGCCCAUGUGGGUGCGUGUCCCUCGUCCCGUCACGGUCACAGUGCAUGGGUCUCUGUGUGUCCCUGUUCUUUGUCUCUCCCUCUCCUCACCCUCUUCCUUCUCUGGGUCCCCUCCCCCCCGCCCCCGCCCCCGCCCGAGUUCUCUUGACCGGCCCCAGCCUGGUACUGUGCUCCUUCUUCCCAAUGGCAUUUGUCAAACAGAGUUUUGUGUGCCUUGUUCUUCACUGUGAAAGCAGGCGAGUGGAACGUUUAUGUUGCUCCGGCAGAUGACCCUCGAAGAGACGGAACUUCUACCUAUGACACUGGAUGUCUCGUCGUGUUGUUACGGACAUUUUGAGAAAGUUUUCGGAGUCACUGUGCUGCAAUUUCUUAAUGUUUAAAUAAAAGAGAAAUUCAA